ACUCCGAAAUACGACAUUCAUCUAAACUUCCGAUUGUCUCCAGCUGCACAUAGCUUUAUUUGCUGGACUUUGGGAGCGAAUGAACUUCGGCAUUAUGAACUGAACGGUGUAGAGUCACGCUGUAGAAAUAAGACGAUUUGUGUGCCACACUGGAACAAGACCAGCUCGGCUCUGUAGCCUGCUCUCUUACAGGAUCGCGUUUGGGUUUUGUCAUCUGUUGACUUGGGAGUGUUGCACACAGAAGACAGAUCAUGGACAUUGACACCAACAGCCACCAUGGACAGAACCAGUCUGUGGUGUUCAUUAAUUACUUUAACUCCAGCUGCCGCUUCGAUGAGGAGUUUAAAUACAUUCUGCUGCCUGUGUCCUACAGUCUGGUGUUUGUGGUCGGCUUGGCACUGAAUGCCCUGGCUUUGUGGAUGUUCCUCAAGAAGAUGCGGCCCUGGAAACCCAGCAUUGUAUACAUGUUCCACCUCGCCCUGUCUGACUUCCUCUAUGUUCUGUCCCUUCCCACGCUCAUUUACUACUACGCCAACCGCAGCCACUGGCCCUUCGGUGUGGCAGCAUGCAAGAUAGUGCGCUUCCUGUUCUACGCCAACCUCUACUGCAGCAUCCUCUUCCUCACCUGUAUCAGCGUGCACCGUUACCUUGGCAUCUGCCACCCCAUCAAAGCAAUGACCCUGGUUAAGUCACGCCACGCCCACCUGGUGUGCUGUCUGGUGUGGGCUAUGGUGACAGCGUGCCUGGUGCCCAACCUAAUCUUUGUCACCACCUCCCAGAGGGACAACGACACACUGUGCCACGACACCACCAGCCAGGAGGCCUUUGAUCAAUAUGUCGACUAUAGCUCUGCUGUUAUGGUGCUGCUGUUUGGUAUUCCUUUCCUGGUCAUCAUGGUGUGUUACUGCCUGAUGGCACGGGCCCUGUGCCGGCCCAGACGGGGAUUAUCUGCCAGCCAGCAGGGUGGCGCCUCCCGCCAGAAGUCCAUCAAACUGAUCAUAGUGGUGCUGGUGGUGUUUGCUGUGUGCUUUGUUCCAUUCCACAUCACACGAACCCUCUACUACACCUCUCGUGUGCUGGAUCUAAACUGUGAAUUCCUGAACAUUGUCAACUUUACUUACAAGAUCACCAGGCCGCUGGCAAGUGUGAACAGCUGCAUUGAUCCCAUUCUGUAUUUCCUGGCUGGGGAUCAGUACCGCUCCAAGCUGGUGACAGCACUGACAGGAAAGAGACAGACUACCAGCGGCCGAUCACCUGACCACGCACAAACACCGCCUAACAAUAACCAUGACAUUGCUCUGGUCUAUGCAAACUCUCACCUCAAAGAUCGUGGGGAGAUUGAGAGAUAGAGGGAUGAUCACACCUAUCAUUGUAUAAUCUCACCCUUGUAGAAAUCCAUCAGAUUUAAGAUUUCUGCUCUGGGCACAGCGUACAUUUCGGGUGUCACAGCUACAGGCCUUUGAUGGAUUUUGCACUCAGAGGUUCAGAGCUGAGAAGAUGUCCUUUAAAAACCAAAUGUUACGCAUUGACACUCCACCAAAUAUUUGUAUUGCCACAACACACAAAAAGAAUGCCAUACUGAAAUACUUUUAACCCUAGAC
Myripristis murdjan (pinecone soldierfish) is the source of this 1601-nucleotide messenger RNA. RefSeq names its product P2Y purinoceptor 4. Gene Ontology annotation, molecular function: G protein-coupled purinergic nucleotide receptor activity; G protein-coupled UTP receptor activity. Gene Ontology annotation, cellular component: plasma membrane. The record is from RefSeq and is a predicted model, not a curated record. The transcript has 2 exons. NCBI's taxonomy places the organism in Eukaryota, Metazoa, Chordata, Actinopteri, Holocentriformes, Holocentridae. Gene Ontology annotation, biological process: G protein-coupled receptor signaling pathway; transepithelial chloride transport. Bases 252 to 1349 code for a protein of 365 amino acids.